This is a messenger RNA of Halichondria panicea, 3703 nucleotides long. RefSeq lists its product as uncharacterized. Gene Ontology annotation, molecular function: nucleic acid binding. The record is from RefSeq and is a predicted model, not a curated record. The coding region runs from base 157 to 3621 and encodes 1154 amino acids. NCBI's taxonomy places the organism in Eukaryota, Metazoa, Porifera, Demospongiae, Suberitida, Halichondriidae. The transcript has a single exon.
UUGAAGAGGAGGUUCAGGCUCGAGAACGGUCAACAACACGGGCGAAUUCUGAACCUACGCGGGGAACUGAAACCCGUCGACCAAAGGAACACCCGACUGGAGCGGCACUAUUUACCGAGACCACCACACUCAAAUGCUGCUUUUGUGAACGAGAGCAUGCUUCGCAAGAUUGUCGAACGGUUGCAAGCAUUGAGUCUCGUCGCGAGGUUAUCAGAAGAACUGGUAGAUGCUACAUAUGUCUUGGAAAGGGGCAUGUGUCCCGGAACUGCCGCAGCCGAAUCAAGUGUCGUAGUUGCAAAGGAAGGCACCAUGUCGCGAUAUGUUCAGGCCAACCUAGGCGAAAGGCACCAGAAAAACAAACAACAGGAAUCACCUCGUACAGGAGGGCUCGACCCUGAAGCCCCCCCAUUCCAGCUACCAAAAACGGGAUUAUUAUGGACGUAUUCUAGUAAACCUGUACUUCUUCAAACAGCAAGAGCCACUGCAUACAAUCCAGACUGUCCGUCAACCUCUUUGAGUGUUCGAAUGGUGAUGGAUACUGGCAGCCAGAGAUCAUACAUUACAAACAGUGCGAGGAGCCGACUCGAGUUGACCGCUGCAGGAGAACAACGUAUGACUAUCAUGGCAUUUGGGUCCGCCCAGAAUGGUGACAGUGUCUGUGAAUAUGUAAAACUAGGGCUCAAGCUGAAGAAUGGGGAGACGCAAAAUCUCUCACUGUUCACUGUACCUACGAUCUGUGAGCCGUUAAAGCCUCAUCCCCUCGUUGACUAUAGAAGGACAUAUCCACACUUGAGUGGAUUAGAGUUUGCUGACGAUCCGGAAGACGCUGAGACAAUCCAUGUGGAUAUGCUAGUUGGGUCUGAUCACUAUUGGGACCUCGUAACCGGAGCACUGCAGAGAGGAACAAACGGGCCAGUUGCCAUCGAAACGAGACUCGGAUGGGUUCUCUCUGGUCCUAUUUCCACUCCGAGUAUGGAUUCUCACGGUUUAAUAACACAUUCGCUGCACAUCACUUGUGAAGGAUUUGAGGAAAAGAUGCUGAAUGACACGAUGAGAUCGUUUUGGGAACUGGAAUCCUUUGGAAUCCCAAACACAGAUCGAUCACUGUACGAUAAACUUCGUGACACAAUAGAGUUUCGUGAAGGAAGGUACGAAGUUCAACUUCCAUGGAAGGCACCGAGACUGGACCUUCCCAACAACUACGCGCUUAGUUUGAAGAGAUUGAAGGGGUUGCUUCGACGCCUCCGACACGACCCAGAUGUACUACGCGAGUAUGACAUGGUGAUCAAGACGCAGUUUGAGCAGGGGAUAGUUGAAUUAGUAGAGGAUUUGGCAAACAGGCCCGAUGUACACUAUUUACCUCAUCAUCCAGUAAUCCGAAAGGAUAAAAUGACCACGAAAGUGCGAGUGGUCUACGAUGCCUCGGCCAAAACGAGUGGGCCCUCUCUCAACGACUGUCUGGACCAAGGACCGAAAUUCGAUCAAAAAAUCCUUGACAUUCUUUGUCCGUUUAGAACCCAUCGAGUUGCUGUAACAGCCGAUAUCGAAAAGGCGUUUCUUAUGAUAUCUGUGGCAGCUAAGGAUCGAGAUUUCUUGCGGUUCUUGUGGGUGGACGAUGCAGUUAAGGACGAGCCGAGAAUUGUUGUGUAUCGGUUCGCUAGAGUGGUAUUUGGGGUGAAUGCCAGCCCCUUCUUGUUGAACGCCACCAUCCGACACCAUCUUGAAAUACACGCGGACACACACCGUGAAAUUGUUUCCAAGGUGAUACGGUCGAUCUAUGUCGAUGAUAUUGUAACAGGUUCACAAUCGGAAGAGCAAGCUUAUCAGUUGUACAGUGAAGCUAAAACCUUGCUGAAGACGGGUGCAUUCAACUUGCGAAAGUUUUACACUAAUGCAACGAGAUUGCAAGCUAAGGUGGACCUCGAGGAGUCGGCACAGCAUCAAGAUGAGCCUAAGCCAAUGGAAACAUAUUCACAGUCCACACUGAGUGGCAAUGGAGAACUUUGCGAUGCUGAGCAAAGAAUUCUUGGAUUGAAGUGGAAUAUCACCUCAGAUCAGAUUAUCUUCUCAUUAGCCGAUUUGGCUGAACAAGCCCGAAGACUGGAGCCCACCAAAAGGAACGUCAUCAGCCUUAUCGGGAGGGUGUAUGACCCAUUAGGAUUCUUGGCCCCAAUUGUAGUGAGAUACAAGGUGUUCAUGCAGUCUUUAUGCAAGGCCAAGAUUGGCUGGGACGAGAAAAUACCGGAGGCCUCGAUAACGCAGUGGAGCAAACUCGUGUUGGCUUUGGAAGAUGCGCAGCCUUUGACAAUUCCUAGAUGCUACCUGGAAGCUGUGCAAGGUGAAGUGCUUUCCUAUCAGCUUUGCGGCUACUGUGAUGCCUCACUGUCAGCGUACGCUGCAGUUAUCUAUUUGUUGAUUGAGACCAAAGACAAGACUCACAUGCGAUUUGUGGUUGCCAAAACGAGAGUGGCACCUUUGAAGAAACAAACUGUACCUAGACUUGAGCUUCUCUCAGCAGUAUUGCUCGCAAGAUUAAUGAACACGACAAAAUUGAGUUUGAACCCAGAGAUUGAGAUAUCCUCCUUUCACUGCUUCAUUGACUCCCAAGUCGCUCUAUGCUGGAUAAGAAAUAUAGGAAAGUCAUGGAAGCCGUUCGUGCAAAACAGAGUGUCAGAAAUUCGAAACCUGUUCCCAGUUGAGUGUUGGAAUCACAUACCAGGCGUUGAAAAUCCUGCUGAUGUGCCCUCAAGGGGAACUACACCUCUCGAAUUAUUGGUGAACAAAUUGUGGCGAGACGGUCCUAGCAUGCCAUUUAGGUAUUCUGACAAAGCAACCGAUGACGACCUUCCCUCGGAAUGCCUCGAAGAGCUCCCGGCAAGCGAGAAACGAGCCGUACAUGGUCUUUUGACAAUCGAGGAGUCUUCUGUUACGAACCUCAUUCAGGUCAAUAAUUUUAGCGAUAUCAACAAACUUGUCAAUGUUCUCACCUACGUAUUGAAGUUUUGUUCCUAUAUGAAGAGACUCAUAUCUCCUACCACAGUUUGUAAAAAUGAAAGAAUGAUUGCCGAAGUACUCCUAAUAAAGGAAGCACAACUGUUGCUGAGAGAUCACAAGAAUUUCUUAAUGUGGGAGAAGCAGUUGUUCCUUUUCGAAGAUGAACAUGGAGUUUUGAGAAGUCGAGGGAGAAUUGCCAAUGCAACUUUACCAUACUCGACCAAGCACCCUAUUAUUUUGCCGAGUGACCAUCCUCUGACAACAAUGUAUAUCCGCCAAUCUCAUAGUCGAGUGCUACACAACGGUGUAAAGGAGACCCUCACCGAACUCAGGUCACGAUUCUGGGUGAUAAAGGGAAGAAGUGUAGUCAAGCAAGUUCUUCACAGUUGCAACACCUGCAGACGACACGAAGGAAUGUCCUGCCGAGUACCACCACCCCCCCCAUUGCCUACUUUUAGAGUUCAAGAAGCACCACCCUUUACGAGCACUGGUGUUGAUUUUGCUGGACCAUUGUACGUCAAGCAUCCUGGUGGAGUGCAAACGAAGGUUUGGAUAGUAUUAUACACUUGUUGUGUUACCAGAGCUAUCCACCUGGACCUUGUGAGUGACAUGUCGGCACCCGUUUAGCGCGAGGAGAGGCUUACCUGCAAUGAUGAUAUCUGAUAAUGGCAAAACUUUUGUAGCAGCAGCCAAGACCAUCAAGAGGGUC